Molecule: messenger RNA, 573 nt
Organism: Ambispora gerdemannii
Lineage: Eukaryota; Fungi; Glomeromycota; Glomeromycetes; Archaeosporales; Ambisporaceae
Source: the annotation of a GenBank genome assembly
AUGUUCAAAAAAUUCAACUUCAAAGAAGAUGUUUCGACACAAUCACAGGUAAAGUCAUCAGUACAACGCAACAUUCGCACCAAAAUUCUGGAACAGUACAAGCAAUUAGAAUCAGUAGUGGAUGAGGUGCUCCCGAAAAAGACGCCAUUAGUCUUGAUAAAAUGCCAUGAACAUAUCAACUUGUUAACAAUGAACAACGAGAUACUGUUCUUUCAGCAUUUCGAUGGACCAUAUUACCCGACUCUGCGUCUUCUUCAUAAAUGUACUUUCUUACUUUCUUUACUUGAUCCAGAUGCAUUUCCACGUGUUCAAGUGGACCGUGGUGCGAUAAAAUUCAUUCUGUCUGGUGCAAAUAUCAUGUGUCCGGGUCUAACAUCAAAAGGUGCAAGAAUGGAACAAGAACUUCCGGUUGAUACUAUUGUUGGAGUAUUUGCUGAGGGGAAAGAACAUGCGAUCGCAAUUGGGUUAAUGAAACUGUCUACGGAACAGAUUAAAAAAGUCAAUAAGGGGAUCGGAGUCGAUAAUAUUCAUUAUCUCAACGAUCCUUUGUGGAAGACUAUAGUGGAAGUCUAA